AUGUAUACGCUUAUUCGCGGCUUCUGUCGACAAAUUAUAAAGAAAGACGAGUACUCCGUGCUGAUUUUAGGCCUCGAUCAGGCUGGAAAGACUACCUAUCUUGAGCAGGCUAAAACAAAAUUUAAUGAUUCCUACAGAUCUAUUCCCCCCCACAAAAUUACCUCCACCGUAGGAUUGAAUAUUGGGCAUAUUGUUCUUGAUGGGAUAAUAAUGAAGUUUUGGGAUUUGGGAGGCCAGACUGAACUGCAAUCCUUAUGGGACAAAUACUACAUCGAGUCUCAUGGUGUUAUCUUUAUCAUCGACUCUUCUGAUCCAGACCGAUUUAACGAAUCGAAAGCCGCCUUUGGUAACUGUCAUCUCGAUAAAAUGAUCCAAAAUCAUGCACUCCGCGGAGUUCCUCUUCUGAUCAUCGCCAAUAAGCAGGACCUCGACGUAGGCUACCACGCGCCUGACCACUUUGCCUUUCCUGUCUCUGAGGUGAGACAAGUGUUUCAGAACAGUGCACACCUCAUCGGCUCCAGAGACUGCUCAAUGCGUGGUUCAUCUGCCCUAAAAGGUGAUGGUGUUAUCGAUGCCAUACGAUGGAUGGCAGAAAAAAUGAAGAAGAACUCUCUUCAAAGGCCGCCUAAUGUCGAAUAA
Messenger RNA from Hydatigera taeniaeformis, 639 nucleotides. Lineage: Eukaryota; Metazoa; Platyhelminthes; Cestoda; Cyclophyllidea; Taeniidae. The record is from the annotation of a GenBank genome assembly.